AUGGUGCGCUCUGCGGACAUGCUACUCGCGAUGACGCCCCGUGUACCUGCCGCGCAGGCGCUGCUGGGGCGAUGCUCUCCCACGACCUGCUCGCUCCCCCGACCUGCUCACUCCCGACCGCCUGUCCUCGUAGCCCACACCCGACACCGUCCCCAGCAGACCCAGCAGACGGCAGACAGCAGACAGCAGACACUGCACACUCGGCCGACGCUGCACACGCAGCCGACACUGCACACACUGUACACACAGCACACACUGUACACGCAGCCGACACUGUACACGCAGCCGACACUGUACACACUGCCGACACUGCAUACACUGCCGACACUGCAUACACUGCACGCACAGCAGCCUGCCGACUGCCGACAGCACCUCGGCGCACACACACACGCAGCUCGACCGUGA
This is a messenger RNA of Didymella exigua CBS 183.55, 405 nucleotides long. RefSeq lists its product as uncharacterized. The record is from RefSeq and is a predicted model, not a curated record. NCBI's taxonomy places the organism in Eukaryota, Fungi, Ascomycota, Dothideomycetes, Pleosporales, Didymellaceae. The coding region runs from base 1 to 405 and encodes 134 amino acids. The transcript has a single exon.